Verruconis gallopava is the source of this 1162-nucleotide messenger RNA. RefSeq lists its product as uncharacterized. The record is from RefSeq and is a predicted model, not a curated record. The coding region runs from base 127 to 465 and encodes 112 amino acids. The transcript has 2 exons. Lineage: Eukaryota; Fungi; Ascomycota; Dothideomycetes; Venturiales; Sympoventuriaceae.
AAGUCAACGCCGACCACCAGAGCAACGCUAAGGAUCCCUCUCCACUCACUGAAGUCGUCUAGGGCAGAGAUUGCAUCACAAGCAUCAUCAUCGCCAGACGACGCGCCGAAUUGACGUUCGUGCACGAUGCCACUCAUCCGCCCCUCGCAGGCGCGGGCCCUCCGCUGCAUACGCAAACCAAUUCAGCGAAGCAAUUUAAGCAUGACAGCGCGGCGAGCAGGAGGUGACUCGCACGGUAGCCACUACGAUCCGCCAUCUGGGUGGCUGUGGGGAAUUCCCCCGGGACAGAAGUACGAAAAGGAGGGCUGGGAGAACAUCUUCUAUUACAUGUUCUGCGGCGGAUGCGUUGCCGCGGCGGUGGGUUAUGCUUUCAAGCCUGACACCAGCAUUCAGACCUGGGCGCUCGAGGAGGCCCGGAGAAGGUUGGAGGCAGAGGGUAUUUUGGAAGACCCGGAGAGCAAGUAGAAAUGUGCCUAUUUGGGGAGGCGAGUGACAUGUUUAAAUCAUGGGUCAGACUUUCACGCUAACAGGAGCAGAAGUAUGGGUGGACAAACUCGUCUCUGGGAUUACCUUUAUUCGCCACCAAUGCGCACAGUGUACAUAACUUGUUUGUCGUGCGCCCGUCGUUGGUCUACAGAAGCAAGAAGACAUAGAGCAUAAGUAUGCUAUGGUCGAGAUUAUGACUGUCUUUGUGUCCAUUGCCGUUCAUCCGUUCCUUGUCCUUCACGAUCACAGGCCUUGAUCUCAUGAACUUUGAUACAACAUGUUUGAUCUUUAUAAGUUCGUUCUCGCCUUUUUUUUCUUCAAUCUACGGGUUGAACCGUGUGCUGCCGGUCCUACAAAGGUGUCAAUAUCCUUUUUGGUUUUCAAACCUGAGCAGGAAACGCGACGGAAUUCUUGACCGAACCCGACUGUCACUAGUUUGACAAAAGCGAUCAAGACUUCGAAAUAUGACAAUUGAGUUCUGCUAUGCGUCAGAGAAGGAUGAUGAAUAUAAACGCUUUUUUUGACUUAGAGGCACCACAUUUUCCUUUCACUUGCUGUUAAAAGCGUGGAGAGGAGUUUGUAUUAACUCAAGUGCCUAAGGCAAUUCCAAGUACCCCAUUGACUGUUUAGGGAUUUGAGUGUACAAUGUCCAUGUUAUUUCGUUCGCCAAGUGCAC